This is a messenger RNA of Alligator mississippiensis (American alligator), 4065 nucleotides long. RefSeq names its product sterile alpha motif domain-containing protein 1-like. The transcript has 2 exons. Lineage: Eukaryota; Metazoa; Chordata; Crocodylia; Alligatoridae. The coding region runs from base 2907 to 3464 and encodes 185 amino acids. The record is from RefSeq and is a predicted model, not a curated record.
UCCUCGACUGUCGGACCGCAGCGCCUGGCUCUGCGCGCCGCGCAGCGGGGCGCGGCCUGGGGAAGCCGGGAGGCGCCUGCGGCUGCGUGCUUUUCCCGGCGGGGAUGGGCUGCAGGUCGGAAGCCGGGGGCAUCGGUAGCACACGGAGAGGUAGGUAGCGGCGGGUCUGAAACGAGGGGGCCUGCAGCCGGAGUGCCGCCCUCCCUUGUCACGGGCCCCGCGGGGCUCAGGCCAGGGCCCCUCCGCUAGGGGCUGCCGGCGCUCAGGCCUUGGGAGCUUUGCGAGCUGCUGUCACAGGACGGCCACAGGAUGUCGCCGCGCUCUGGGACGGAGUAGCGGGUCCUGCUCUUCACCAAGAGUCAAGUAGCUUAAUAAUAACUCAACGUGCAGCCAAACCGUAAGUGGCAGCUCAUCGGGGUCAGCGCUAUGAGGCCGGGGCAAGCGCCCUGAACGGAUCUGGGGAAAGCAGGAAACAAACAGGGUAAAUAACACCUGGUAUCUUGUUUCUUGGUAGGGACUGAGCUGUCCGCAGUGCGCUGGAGCCCGGUUGAAAUCCCCCUGCAUCUGAACGGGUCGCGGCAAGGCCACCGCGUGAGCAGGGACACGUGCAAUAACGUGUCGCCGUGAGCGUGGCCGGUCAGGGUGCUCUAAGGGUGACUGCAGGAACAGGAGGGAGAAAGGUAGAUUGCCCACCGAGCCCAGCUGCUGUCGCGAGGAGCCCACAGGGACCUCCGCACUUCCUGCAGCCCACGAGAGGCUGUCGGUCAGCCCGGGCUCCCCGCUCGUGUCCCCACAGCGCGGCUCACGAGCCUGAGCGAGGACCCGGGGCUGGGGGCGGGGCAGCAGCUGGGCUGGAAUCGAUGCAUUGGGCGGGUCAGGGUAGCUCUGCCCUUCCCUGGCCUCAGCCGGGGGGCGGGGUCACCGUUCUGUGUGCCGAUUGGUCAGACUCCGAUCCUAGCGGUCCCGUUCCGCUGGCCAGGGACGGGGUGUGUGCGGCGGAGAACAGGGGAUCCGGAUGGCAUGCGGGGCAGGGCAGGGCAGGGCAGGGCAGGGGGGCUGCUGGACCGGGGGGCCUUAGCCGAAGCCCGCCUGCCCCGCUUCCGGCCCGGUGCUGCCUACGGGCUCCGUUCGGAGAUGUGUCCUUGCUAACAAAAUUUGCACGGGAUUCCCCCUUUUUUUAAAGCGGAAAAGAAAUGAAAUCCCGCUGUUUAGUAAGAGCGGAAAGCAAUUGCUUCAGUGGUUCAGUGCUGGAGAGUUUUGGUCCUUCUUGUCAUACAAGUUGCAUUUUGAGAAGAGGGGGUCGAAGUGACGGUCCAAGAACUUGAGAUUGCAGAGAUGUAUAUAAUAAGUGCGUGUGCGUGUGUAGAAUACACACUGGAAUAAACGCGGUGAUCUGACUACUCCCUCUUAGCUAAGGGGAAAUCGAUGUAGGUAUUUUCAUAUUAUGUUUGCGUCUCGAUGCAUAUUAAACUGCGUAGUUAAUAUAUAUAUAUAAUAGGUUUGCUGUGCAUCCGUAACGAGCAUAACGACCCCUUCCCCCACAUGAAAGCCCUCUCUGUACUGCUCCCCGUGCUUCAAACCGGCCCCGGCAGCUGGAACUUAAAAUAAAACCCGGCUCCGCGCUGCCCGCCUCUGGCUCACGCUGGGCAUCCCAGCCAGCAGUCAAAGACAGAAAAUCAAAACCUGCGGCUGUGGCUGAGGGCCGACCCUGCUCGCCCGCAUGAGGAAGGCGGAAGGGCGCGCGUGGCGGGCGGGCCGGGGCUCGCCGGCAGCGGCUGCAUGGCUUGAGUAGGAUGGUGCAGGCCGAUUGGCGGAGGCCAAUCAGGAGCAGGCAGGAGGAAAGCUUGCCGUAGGGCUUGGCCCGCAGCCCCCGCUUAAGGCGUCAUUUGGGGCUGCAGCACGCAAGGGCCGGGAGGUCGCCGCUGUCUGCUCUCGGGGUCAUCUUGCCGAGCUGCGGUGUGGUGCUGCCCUGCUCGCAAACGGGUCAAGCACUGACAGUCUUUUCACACCCCCAAGUCCGAGCUACGGUGUGGUGCUGCCUAGCUCUGUGGGCGGUCAAGCACUGGUGGUCACUUGAGGGGGCUUGUGCCCUCUCAGGGCCAUCGGGAAGCACGAGACGAAUGGAAUUGAUGGGGCCAGCACUUCCUUGGUGCCUAGCAUCUUUCACCUCCAAACUCAUCCUCCCCACACUUCACUCUUUCUCCUCUCUCCUGUCCUGUCAUUUCAUGUCCAAGUUUCUCCGCCCGCUGCCCCCUUUCGUUUCUGCAGUGGUUCUCUUGUAACCACUGUGUGCCGAGUGCCUAAGAGCUGGUCACCCAGGAUGCUGAAUCCCUUGCUGAAAAGGCAUUAGUGGCAGACGUCGCUUGACUUGGCUCUCCAGGAGUCAAGUGUCGGAGAUUGGACUGGCCACCUGAGGCUGCAGGCCCAAAUCCCAUGAAACUGGUCCCCUUUGGGGGGUCUGUGCACGUCGUCCCCGGAAGCUCAAGCAGACGAGAUGGCAGACAAGUAGGAGCGAGCUGACUGGGAGGGAAGAAAACCAGGCCAGUGUAACAGGAGGCAAAGGUAAGACAAUUUCAACACAGGACGUGUCCACUCCUAGGGCUCCACCACUAAAUGGUGGACCGUGGGAUUCCUGAGCCUCGGGGGCUUGGGAUGGUGGGAUUUCCUGUGUCCCUGGUCUGGGAGGGAGGUCCGGGUUUCCUGCCUUUAUUACUGCUCAUCUGAGGCUACGUUGUGAGGUUGGCCAGAGGCAUUGCCCAUGGGUUACGGCGAAAGUGGCAGGUUUCCAGAGGAUGGUAAGUGUAUUAGAAGUUCAAGCUGCUGGAUGUGUACUCUGACUCUGUUCGCUUACAGCCGGUCUUGGUCUCUGUUCUUCCAGAUGUCAGAAGAACCGGAAGGAGAAGCGGAUGGGGAAGCAGCGGGGAAGAGACAAGGCCCGAGCUGUCGGUGGUCCCAGCACUGACCCACCGCCCGCCGGCUCCCCGCCAGCACCUUGCAGCGCGCUCCGGACCGUAAUUGGGCCAAUCAGGGCAGAGAGCGUGCGCGACGACCAAUCAGCGCGCAGGACGCUACAGCUCCCUCCCUCGGAGCAGGCGCCGCGGGAGCCGCUGCCCGAGCCCGCGCCGCAAGCCCCGCCCACACCCGGCCGCCGCAGCCGGGGAAGGAGGCACCUGUGCGCGGCCCGUGCCCGCCGGCUCCGCGUGCGCACGAAGCGGGCCCGGGCGCCGCCACUCUCCGCGCAGCGGGCCGGGCCGGCGGGAGGCGGUGCCCGCAGGGACAGCCGGGCGGGCCCCGCGCAGCAGCGCGUCUUCUCCGCGGAGGCCCGAGGCGGCCCCGCCCGCCCCGCGUUGCUGACCCCGCGCCCGAGGAAGAGCCUGGGCGCUGCGGCGCCCUGGUCCCGCCGCGAUGCUGUCUGGCAGCGGGGAGCCCCGUCCCGCCGCCAGAGUGUGAAGGCUUCCGUGUAGCGUUUGUGAAGGACAGCGGGCUACUGUUCCCAUCUGUUUUCAAGAGAGAAACCUCCAACCGCAGCAGAGAGCCCCGCAAGCCCCGCGCCCUGGGCAGCGCAGUCUCCCGCACGCCCCGCCCUGGUCGCGCCCCGCGAUCAGACAGGCAGCUGACGUCAUGGGCGUCCAGCCUGAGCGUGAAGGCAAACCCGGAUCCGUGCUGCCCUCCGGUGGUGCGCUCCGAGCACUGCAGCCCCGAGCAGCGGCGCGGCGGAGGGAAGACGAACCCGCUGUUCCGUGCGGCCCUCCUGUGGUCCCGUCGGGACCUCCGCUCGGUGUGAAAUAGUAUACAACUGAGAACAGGGAGCCGAAGUGAAGGUAUUAUUGGUUUCCUACUUGCUUUGGAAAACUUACAUUGUACAGAGAUGUAUCCAGUACGGCUGUGUGUGUAUACCGAUAUGCAGAUGUGUGUGUGUGUGUAAUAAACACCAUCAUUAACACAAUGAUCUCUCUGUCUCUGUCCAUGGCGAUAGUGAUGUAGGUGUUCAUCUCUCACCCUUGCACAGCUCCGCACACGAGUGUGUGUCGUUAGUGCGGGUAUCACACGUGUCACGGGGCAUCC